CGGCCUGCCCUGCCCUCCCCUCCCCUCCCCUCACGUUAAUGCGGGCUGGGUUGGAUGAAGGCCAUUCAAGAACCCUCGCCUCCCGCCUUCUUUAGUGCCCACGCCCUCCCCUGCAUGAGCUCCGUCAGCGGAGCAUGACAUGACCCCAUCAAUCAAUCAAAACCACCAGGCAGCGGCAGCAGCAGCUACCAGCUGAGCCUCUCUCGAUCGCUCACUCGUUCCCCUCCCCUUCCUCUUCCUGGAGCCGCGCGCGUAUAAAUAGAGCGAGCGGUGUGGUGGCGCUCCAUCGGCCAGCAGCCACGAUUGAUCAUGACCACCGAGUUCCUCCGGGUGAAGAAGCUCCACCACCACCAGGAAAACGAGAGCCACCUGAGCCUGAGGAAGAGGAUGGAGCUGCAGCCGCCGGAGCUGUCGCUCGCCCCCGCUCCGGCCGCCAGGAGCUCGUCAUCCGAGUCCGACGGCACCUCCAGGAAGAAGAGGAAGCACCACGCCGCCGGAGCCGCCUGGGACUGGGAGGACCCGCCUGCAGCGAGCCUGGAGCUGCAGCUCAACGACCCGCUGCCCCUCGACUGGGAGCAGUGCCUCGACCUCCAAUCGGGGCGGAUGUAUUACCUCAACAGGAAGACGCUGAGGAAGAGCUGGGUCAGGCCGCGGGAGCAGAGCGUCAACCUGGACCUCAACAUCUCCACGCCCGACGGCGUCGUCGCCGCUGCUCCCGACGAGGACGCCGAGCCGGCCAAGAGGCCCGCCGGCGGCGGCGCCGUGAUGAGCUCCGGAGGCAACAACAUGGUGGCCGUGCCGUGCGCUAACUGCCACCUCCUCGUCAUGCUCUGCAAGGCCUCCCCCUCCUGCCCCAACUGCAAGUUCGUGCAGCCGCUAGCGCCCGUCACGCCGCGGCCGGCGGCGGCGCACCGGAGGCUCGACGCCACCAUCAAGCCGCUGGAGACCCUGAGCCUUCUCCACUAGGCGCGCCGCGCACGUCGCCAGCAGCAGCAUAUGAUCGUAGAAAGCAAAACCCUAGUAGAGUAGCAAUCAUGGUGCAUGGGUUAGUGUACUUAGUACUUGGGCAUGACUAUUGGCUAAUGUAAGCAGCAUGCUAAUCAUGUUAAGCAUAAAACGCUGAGAUGCCAGUUGCAAGAAAAACCCAUGUAAAUGUGCCGAUCGAGCAGGCAGUCAAAUAAUAGUAAUUAAUGGCGACAGAUCGAUGCGGUAGCA
Panicum virgatum (switchgrass) is the source of this 1215-nucleotide messenger RNA. RefSeq lists its product as uncharacterized. The transcript is spliced from 2 exons. Gene Ontology annotation, molecular function: protein binding. The coding region runs from base 310 to 966 and encodes 218 amino acids. The record is from RefSeq and is a predicted model, not a curated record. NCBI's taxonomy places the organism in Eukaryota, Viridiplantae, Streptophyta, Magnoliopsida, Poales, Poaceae.